AUGACAGGCUCAUUCUGGAACCACGUCCUAUCAUUUCGAAGACCAUCCUCCUCGACUUCAAUAUCUACAACAUCCGACUCUAUAGAUUCCUCCUCAAGCAGCAGUGUUCGAUCCGGCCAUAGAAUAUCCCGAAAGCGACCAGAAUUAUUUGGUGAUUUCGAGUAUUCCUUCAAGAACGACAGUAUGAGUGCGCAUAUGCAAGAACCUCUGGGGGCGGAGAGGAAUUCCUUGGGUAAGGAUACGGGAUUUCCAGAGCCUUUAAGUCAUGAUCGUAAUACAACUUUACCACAUCCCGAAGCAGAUACCUCCCCAUACGCAACACUUGAAUCCACAGAACUUGAUCUCUAUCGUUCUCAUUCACGACUUUCCCUCAAAAGACUUCAUAGCAAACAUAAAGGAUCAAAUCUAAGCGUGCCCUUACACGAUAACAUCCAGUAUUCAGAUGGUACUCAUGAACAUGGCGAUUUGAAGACGAUAGAAAAGGACGUUGAGAAAAGGGAUGACCUGGUCGAUCCACCGAAGACUGUAGAGGAAUAUGUAGAAAUCGAGGAUGUAGAUGAUCAGGGAUAUAAGCCUGGAGAAAGAAAGAGGGGUGUGUUUAGGAAGUUGAAUCUACACAAAGUUUGA
Molecule: messenger RNA, 627 nt
Organism: Sclerotinia borealis F-4128
Lineage: Eukaryota; Fungi; Ascomycota; Leotiomycetes; Helotiales; Sclerotiniaceae
Source: the annotation of a GenBank genome assembly